This is a messenger RNA of Aspergillus novofumigatus IBT 16806, 399 nucleotides long. RefSeq names its product formate/nitrite transporter family protein. The record is from RefSeq and is a predicted model, not a curated record. Bases 1 to 399 code for a protein of 132 amino acids. Gene Ontology annotation, cellular component: membrane. The transcript has 2 exons. Gene Ontology annotation, biological process: nitrite transport; transmembrane transport. Lineage: Eukaryota; Fungi; Ascomycota; Eurotiomycetes; Eurotiales; Aspergillaceae. Gene Ontology annotation, molecular function: high-affinity secondary active nitrite transmembrane transporter activity.
AUGCGCCUUGACAAGGUCUUUGUCAACUGGCUCGUCAGUCUGGCCUGCUUCCUAGCCAUGCAUGGUCGUGAUCUCGCCUCCAAUCUCAUGGGCAUCUGGUUCCCAAUCUUUGGCUUCGUCUCGCUGGGCUUUGACCCCGUCGUCGCCAAUAUGACUUUUAUCCCGAUGAGAAUCUGGCUGGGUGCGCCUGAGAUCACGGUCGGGCUGUAUAUCUGGAAGGGGUUCAUUCCCACGCUGCUGGGGAAUGUUGUUGGGGGCGGAUUGUUUGCUGGCACGUACUACUGGUACAUGUACCUUCUGAACGGAGAGGGAGAUACUCUGACUUGGAAGUGUGAAUCGGGCACGGUGACGCCUCGUUCAGAGGGUGUGGAGGCCGUGGCUGCUGACAAGCAGAGAUAA